ACACUUGUCUAAUACUGUAGUAUUUACUAUAGUAAACUGUAGCAAAACUCCAAGUUACUAUAGUGGUGUUGAAAAUAUUAUAACAUACAUAAAUAUGCUGCAGUAAAUACUACAGAAGGCCACACGAGCUGGAUGCUAAAUCGUUCAAACGGAUAGAGACGCACUCCGCCCUCCCGUACCUGCGAAACUGCGUGAACGCGUGAAACGCGCACCGGAUGAGCUGCAAACCGGAGAUGAACGCAACACGUUGCUGAAUGAGAGAGAGACAGACAGAGAGAGAGAGGAGAGAGAGAGAGAGAGAGAGAGAGAGAGAGAGAGAGAGAGAGAGAGAGAGAGAGCGCGCGCGCGCAGGCAACAGUGAGUCUGUACGCCGGAGCGACGAAGGUAAACGCGGACGCGUUGGCGAUCGAUUCACGACCGAUAGAUGAAUAAACUCACGUGGACGUUUGUUAUAAAGCACAGCUUCAUUUAAAGACGCAAUGACCCGGUUCCACUAGUUUAGUGCGUGUCGAGGACGCAUCCACUGGUUGCGCGGAGAGACACAGCGGCCGAGAGCGCGGCAGACAGCGGGAGGAGAGUGCGCACGCACGGGCACGCACGAGCGCGGUUACCCCCUUUAAACAUGGCUGAUGGUCGGGCGCAGGGCGCUGCCGUGAUCUCCAGAAACGCGCCCGAUGCUGCCCACUGAAGAGGAUCAAGCGCGUGAUGGUGAUGAGAAGCGCCUCUCCACGAUAAUGACCAACUUCAUCCACGAUUCAAAAGCGGGUCCGUCCGCGGUGCGGAAGAUGGACGUGAUCAUCCCGUACACGUCCGACGUGCCCUGCGACACGAACGGGCAGCGCAUGUGGUGGGCAUUCCUCGCCUCCUCCAUGGUGACUUUCUUCGGGGGUCUUUUCAUCAUUCUGCUGUGGAGAACUCUCAAGUACCUGUGGACGGUGUGUUGUCACUGCAGGGGUAAACGGAAGGACGUGCAGCGAGUAUGUAAUCCAGCCGUCAUCGGUGAUGGUGGGAUUAAAGGAGGAGGGGAUCGUGAUGCGGUGGCGGCGCCCAGCGAGGUGGGCUGGAUGACCUCAGUGAAGGACUGGGCGGGGGUCAUGAUCUCUGCUCAGACGCUCACUGGACGCGUGCUGGUGAGUUUACAUGUUUGCGUGUCACAUGUCUUGCGUGAAGAGGGGGGUUGUUAUAUGACGAGCUCAAGCGUCUGCUCCCCCUGCUGGUCAGAUGAGGCCGAACGCCACUCAUUGCCAUGGAAACAGAUGUGUCAAAGCAUGACCACGCAUAAAUCAGACAGCAGGACAGAAAGAGCCGAGGAGAAUCAGACCUGGCCCCUGACCCCAGCCAAGAAGGCCGGCCACAAGAGAAUGCGUCUGGCAUGUUGUGUAGCUUGCGGCGGGGCAGAUCGUGACUGCUCGUGCAUGUCAGACAGUGUGACUAACUUGGAGACUCUGCACCGUGGCUACCCCUUCUCAUCUGUCUCUCUUUAUGAUAACACCAACACUUUACACUCCUCUAAAAGUAACUAUAACGGAUACAUCAAAUCAAUAGUGGAGGAAGAACACUCGACUCUGUCACCCAAGAAGAAACAGCGUAACGGAGGCAUGAGAAACUCGCCCACCUGCUCGCCCAAAAUCAUCAGACACGACCCGCUGCUCGUGCCAGGACACGAUCAGAUGGAAACGAUGGAUGACAAUAUAAAGAAAUACGAUUCGACUGGAAUGUUCCACUGGUCUCCAUCAAAAGACAUCGAGAAGGUCGUUCUGACCAGAAGCGAGGCAGCCAUGACGGUUCUGAGCGGGCACGUGGUGGUGUGUAUAUUCGGGGAUGUGAAGUCGGCUCUGAUUGGUCUUCGUAAUCUGGUCAUGCCCCUGAGAGCGAGUAACUUCCACUAUCACGAGCUGAAGCCCAUCGUGUUUGUGGGGUCUCUGGAGUACCUGAAGAGGGAGUGGGAGACGCUACACAACUUUCCCAAAGUCUCCAUCUUACCCGGCACUCCACUGAGCCGAGCUGAUCUGAGAGCAGUCAACAUCAACCUGUGUGACAUGUGCGUCAUUCUGUCAGCCAAUCAGAACAACAUCGACGACGUCUCGCUGCAGGACAAAGAGUGCAUUCUGGCAUCUCUCAACAUCAAGUCCAUGCUGUUUGAUGACAGCAUCGGUCUGCUGCAGGCCAACUCGCAAGGGUUUACUCCUCCUGGGAUGGAUCGCUCGUCUCCAGAGAACAGUCCAGUACACGGAGUGGUGCGGCAGGCGUCCACAACCACAGGAGCAAACAUUCCCAUCAUCACAGAGCUCGCUAAAACAGACAAGUUGCUGCCACUGGUUUCUCUGAGCCAGGACAAGAGCAGCGGAACCAACAUCCCAAUGAUAACAGAACUGGUGAACGACUCAAACGUUCAGUUUCUGGACCAGGACGACGAUGACGAUCCAGACACUGAACUGUACCUCACACAACCCUUCGCCUGCGGGACGGCGUUUGCCGUCAGUGUUCUGGACUCAUUAAUGAGUGCUACGUACUUCAAUGAUAAUAUUCUGACUCUGAUCCGGACGCUGGUUACCGGAGGUGCGACGCCGGAGCUUGAAGGUUUGCUGGCGGAGGAGAACGCCCUGCGGGGGGGUUACAGCACCCCACAAACUCUGGCUAACAGAGACCGCUGUCGGGUCGCUCAGCUGGCGCUCUACGACGGACCCUUCGCAGAUCUCGGGGAUGGUGGAUGUUACGGUGAUUUGUUCUGUAAAGCGUUAAAGACAUACAACAUGUUGUGUUUUGGUAUCUAUCGCUUGAGAGACGCUCACUUGGGAAGCCCGAGUCAGUGCACUAAACGAUAUGUGAUCACAAACCCACCGUAUGCGUUUGAGCUGGUGUCUACAGAUCUCAUCUUCUGCCUGAUGCAGUUCGACCACAACGCCGGCCAAACCCGCAGCAACCUGUCCACUCACUCCACCCACUGCCCGAGUAAAAAGAGCCCGUCCACCCACUCCAUCCCCCUCUCCGCCCGGCCGGGUCGCAGCCGCAGUCGAGACAAACAGAAUGCGACCAGGACGAAACGAAGCGUUUCAGAGAAAAACUGGUACACAGACGAAUGUGAAAACACCUUCAGAACCCCACAAAUCAAACACACCAACACACACUCAGCCAAUCAGGUGAAUCAAUACAAAUCCACCAGCAACAUCAUCCAGCCAAUCAGAGAACUGGAGGAGGAGCCUUGAUCAUGACGACAGUACAACGGAGCGGAUCUUCACUGCUUUUACUUUAGGACAUCUUUACUCUGGUAAAUAACACAAGCGUUGGUACAGACAUUAGUAGACAAUUGGAUUUGCAACAGAAUCAGAUUAUUUGAGUUGUUUCCUUUUUCAUACCAAAGACCGUAACACACAUGUUGAAUGCCACGAGUCGCGUAGAGUGGGUGCAGGUCCUCCCUCAGGCCUAAAAAACAACCCAACCUGCCCAAACCCAUCCAAAUGCUGGACACAAACCGUACAAAUAUAAACUAGAUUAAAUGGCAGCUUUUCUGUGUUCUCAUACCAAUGAUUUAUGCAUCGUAGCAAUAAGAAAUGCUGUUUUAUAAUACGUUUGCUUUGAUGUUUGUGCAUUUGACUUUGCCGUUUAUCUGAACGUUGACUGCUGAGAUUGAACACUUACAAAAAUGGAAGAAACAAUCGUCUGUUGUUUUCCUUGAAAUGACGAAGGUGCGAUCAAACUGAAGGUCCCUUAAAGAGUCACGCUGGGAAUUAUAGUCGUUUUGAUGUCGCUAUUGACAUUUAAGAUAACGUUAAAAGUAACAUAUUGCAACAAAAUGUAUUCGAUAUUGGAUUUUGAUAACCGUGGCAGUAUCGCCUGUGCGGAAAGAGUUUGAAAUGAAAUGUGUAAACUUUGCUUUUGAAUGAUGUCUGUAAGAAAUCUGCUUGUGGAUGUCUAUGUUAUAAGUGCCUCAAGCAAACAUUACAUAUAUAAAAGAGUAUGAUUUCUUAUUUGAACUUUAGCUUUACGUUCAGGCAGACCAGUGCACAAACUGUAAAGUACUGCCACUAACCAAACCUCUGCAUGCGCUUCCCUUGCAAGAAAAGAAGUUUAUUCAAGUGUGCUAGUACAGCAUAUGCAUUUCAGUCUACGUUGAAUGUACUUCUUACAAAUACACUUAAAUAUACAGAAAUUACACUGGACUUGUACCGAUAUAUAUUUGGCAUAUUUUACUCGGAGAUGUACUUCAAAUCCACCUAAAGUACACUUAAAUAUAAAUUUAAGUAUAAAAAUGAAUACCUAAAUAGGAACAUAGUAGUAUAUUAAAGUGCAAAACCUACAUAAAAACAAUAAACUGAUGUUAAGUUCACUUAAAGAAAACUAGCCUAAACUAGUAGUUUACUCCGAGUAUACAUCCAAGCGCACAUUCAUAAACAAAAAAAUGUGCUGCAAUUACUGAUCUAGUAUCAUAACGCCUAAAAGUAUAAUUUUGUAAACUAAAGGUGGACUAAUUUAGUACCCAAAAGUAGGCUAGUAGGAAUAGUACACUUCCAAGUAUGCUGCUAAUACAGCUAGUAUAUUUAAAAGUAUAAUUAAAAAUAAAUCUAAACUUGCGUAAACAAAAUGAACUUGAAGUACACUUGUUUUUUUGUAAGGGUUGUAUUAUGACUGGAAAACAAACACCAUAUAUACUGUAGAUGAAUGUUAUUAUAGUUCAUGAUAGAUGUUUUCACACAGCUUGUAAAGUGCAAUGCAAGACAUUCCAGAUGUUGUAAUGUUCGAUAUGAUUUGCAGUAUUUUAUAAGCGCAUUUAUUUCACCCUGAUUUCAAUCAAAUGAAGUUUUAAUAUCAAAGUGUUUUUAAUCCUUUUAUGUCGGAUUGUGAUUCUGUCUUCACUUUUUCAGUCAUUCCAGUGUUUCAUAAAAGAUGCUGAACUCCAAUCAGAUCAUAGAGAUCAUGCUUUAUUUGCUUCACAUAAGCCUUAACAGAGCUGAUCUGAGAUCAGUCAGGGACUUGAGGGAGGACCUGCAAAGACCCACUCCAGCGAGAAGUGGCCCAAAAAAAUCUACGUUUAACAGCUGAAUGACUGAAAAGUGAACAUGGAAAAUGCAACUUGUGUUAUAGUGAGCCAUUCACAAGAGGUAAAGAAAAUAUGUCAUUUUAAAGAGAAAAUGUCUUAAGCUUUUAAAAGUAAAAUCAUUUUUGUGUGGAUCACGUGUUUAAGAUGAUGGGGAAAUUAUUGGAAAGUUGAACUUGUGUGUUUAUUUAACAUGUAACUACAGAAACUCUAACGCAGAAAUUAAUGCAAUAUAUUAAACUGUACAAAAGGCUGUAAAUAAAAUGUACAUGAUUUUAUUUUGUAUUUUCGCAGAAUAAAUAUGAAUGUAUUAG
This is a messenger RNA of Triplophysa rosa, 5349 nucleotides long. Its product is annotated as calcium-activated potassium channel subunit alpha-1. The transcript is spliced from 17 exons. Gene Ontology annotation, molecular function: large conductance calcium-activated potassium channel activity. The coding region runs from base 675 to 3206 and encodes 843 amino acids. Lineage: Eukaryota; Metazoa; Chordata; Actinopteri; Cypriniformes; Nemacheilidae. The record is from RefSeq and is a predicted model, not a curated record. Gene Ontology annotation, cellular component: postsynaptic membrane.